AGAGUAGCAAGGAGGAAAAGCCAAGCACUUAAGAUCAGCAAAAAAUUAACAAUGAAUCCCUUGACUCUGAGUAGAAGGAAGUCUCCCCUUUCGCUUCCAAUUAUAAAGCCCCGUUCUCGAAAUUCCCUCAGAAACCAUCACAAGGAGAGAGGAAAGUCGAAGUACCCAUGCAACCGCAUGAAAAGGCUACGAUCAGAGAUGGACGAAAUAAGUGUGGAACAAAAAAAGAUCAGAGAAGGGCAAAGACAAGUAAGAGAAAAAUUUGAAACCGUUGAAUUGGAAUGUGGCCAACUCCGCAAGCAGACUGACCUUAUAGUGCAGCAGAGUGUGAACACCCAAAUCCGGCUUGCUGUCAUGUUCCAAAUCUUGAAGGCAAGAGAAAACCAAGAGUUUGACAAGGCAGCCAAACUCACUUUCGCUCUCCGAGAACUGAUAGCGAGAGAGAAUCAGCAAAAGGAAACACUUUCAAAUAAAUAAAGGGUGGAUGAAAGUUCUAAGGAAAACCAAUAUUUCAUUUGCUGCUGUUGCAUUCAAAUCUUCGCGUUUGCUUGUUUUGGUGUAAUUGGUGUCGCUGUUUUAUGUUCCCUAUGUUCUUCAGUGUGGUCAUCGUCUUUACUUCUACUUACCGUAUGUGUUUUAGGGGAUUUGAUGUUGUGUUGAGUUUCCCUACGGAUAUUUCUUUUUUUUCUUUUCGUGGAAAAUGAGUUUCCUAUAUAUUUCAAUGUAUUGACCAAAAGAAAGAAAUAAGAAGUUAUCGUUAUUUUCAAGUACGA
Molecule: messenger RNA, 773 nt
Organism: Durio zibethinus
Lineage: Eukaryota; Viridiplantae; Streptophyta; Magnoliopsida; Malvales; Malvaceae
Source: RefSeq, a predicted model, not a curated record